AUGAUGCGGUGGAUGAGCACCACGGCGGGCGCCGUCAAGAAACAGCGCCUGCCGCUCGAGGGCAUCCGUGUCGUCGAGUGCGGACACUUGAUCGCUGGUCCGUUUGCAGGCACCAUCUUGGGGUACUUUGGGGCCGAAGUGAUCAAGAUCGAGCCGAAAACAGGAGACCAAGUGCGCGAGUACCGCAUGGUGGACGACGAGCACCGCACGUCGCUGUGGUGGUAUUCGAUCGCUCGCAACAAGCACAGUGUGUCAGUGGACCUCAAGAGCGAGAAAGGACAAGCCAUCGUGAAGCAGCUUGUGGAGAAGAGCGAUGUCGUCAUUGAAAACUUUCGGCCGGGCAAGAUGGAGCAGUGGGGACUCGGGCCGAAGGAGUUUGAAGUGUCCAACCCAGGCUUGAUCUAUUCUCGCAUCAGUGGAUAUGGCCAAACUGGGCCAAACAAAGGCAAGCCGGGGUUCGCGAGUGUCUGCGAAGCGUUCGGUGGAUUUCGAUACGUGAAUGGAUUCCCCGAUCGGCCGAGCGCGCGACCGAAUUUGAGCUUGGGGGACACCAUGGCGGGGCUGCACGCGGCGCUUGGGAUCACGAUGGCUCUGCUUGGUAAGGUGCGCCACCCUGCCGGGACGGGUCAAGUCGUCGACGUCGCCAUCUACGAGAGCAUGUUCAACGUGCUCGAAGCUAUCGUGCCCGAGUAUUCGUACAACGGAACGAUCCGGGAAUGCUCUGGGUCGACCAUCACAGGCAUCGUGCCUUCCAACACGUACCCGACGCUGGACAACAAGCAAGUGGUCAUUGGCGCCAACAUGGAUUCGCUCUACGUCAAGAUGAUGGACUUGAUUGGGGAGCCAGCGCUAAAGGCGCAUAGCACGAAUACGAUCCGAGUCGUGCAUCAGCAAGCGAUCGACGAAGCCAUUGCCAAGUGGACAAAGACACUGCCUCUCGCCGAGAUAGUACGACAGCUUGAUGCGGCCGCCAUUCCCGUGGGCCCGAUCAACUCGGUUGCUGAUAUGUCCACCGAUCCCCACUUUGCCCAUCGCGAGAUGUUUGAACCGGUCCAAGUCCCAGGGCAUGGCAAACCACUCAACAUUCCGUCCAUCAGUCCCAAGUUGCAGGCGACUCCAGGCCGGACCAACUGGCCGGGUCAACCGCUUGGCAGCGGCACGCGACGCGUCCUCAAGGAAGUGCUGGGGCUGUCGGACACCCAAGUGGAUGCGCUAGUUAUGGACAAAGUCGUGUUCGAGUCCCAGGCGUCGAGUUAG
This is a messenger RNA of Aphanomyces invadans, 1257 nucleotides long. RefSeq lists its product as hypothetical. Gene Ontology annotation, molecular function: catalytic activity. Bases 1 to 1257 code for a protein of 418 amino acids. The transcript has 4 exons. The record is from RefSeq and is a predicted model, not a curated record. NCBI's taxonomy places the organism in Eukaryota, Oomycota, Saprolegniomycetes, Saprolegniales, Verrucalvaceae.